Messenger RNA from Triticum urartu, 2549 nucleotides. RefSeq names its product Calcineurin-like metallo-phosphoesterase superfamily protein. The record is from RefSeq and is a predicted model, not a curated record. Gene Ontology annotation, molecular function: hydrolase activity. Lineage: Eukaryota; Viridiplantae; Streptophyta; Magnoliopsida; Poales; Poaceae.
UUCCGCUGUUCUCUCUGGUCAUUGAUAGCGUAAACUGCAGCCUCUUCGUCCUGCUCCCCUCCUCGGGCCCUCGUCUGCGCCUUCGCCAUGGGUCCGCGCGGGAACCGGCUGCUCCCCAUUCUCCUAGCCCUCGUCGCCGCGGCGGGUCCCGCGCCGUGGUCCGUCGCCGGUGACGAGAGGGCGGUGGCGGAGGUCUCCGGCGCGCCGGAGGGGGUCGUGUGGGUGGCCCAGCUCUCGGAUCUCCACUUCAGCGUGCACCACCCGGAGCGCGCCUACGACUUCCGGCGAUACGUCGGCCCGGCGCUCGCCAUGGUCAACCCCGACCUCGUCUUCAUCACCGGCGACCUCACCGAGGGGAAAAGCAAAGAUCUGCUUACAAUGAAGCAAAAUGAGGUGGAGUGGAUGGAAUAUAGUAGUACGAUGAAGGAUGUCAUUGAGAGUAGCAAGCUUCCAAGAAAAAAAUUCUAUGAUCUGAGAGGAAACCAUGAUAGCUUUGGUGUACCUGUGUCUGGUGGGGACUAUGACUUCUACGAGAAAUAUAGCAUCAAUGCUAACCUAAGACGACAGGGGCGCGUGCAAAGCAUCACUUUGGAGAAUAAUGGCCGGAAGCAUCUGUUUGUUGGCUUCGAUAGCACAAUGGAGAUCGGACUUAGGGGCCCAACCAAUUUAUUUGGGCAUCCAACUGACAAGCAGCUUAUAGAACUGGACCAAUCACUGUCGCAGUGGGACACUGACUUCAACAAGGCUCCAGUCACAAAAAUUACAGUUGGGCACUUCCCGAUGUCUUUCUCAGCAUUGACAGAAUCAGGAAAAAAUAUCAAGGAUGUCUUUCUAAAGCACUCAUUAGCAGCAUACUUGUGUGGACAUCUUCACACAAGGUUUGGCAAGAAUUUGAAGCGUUACUAUCAUCGAGCAACUCAGGAACCAUCACUGUAUGAACACUACUACCAGUCUAACAUGCACCAAGGAUAUGCAAUCCCGAGUGCUGAAGAGAACUGUUCUGAAGCAGCAGCACCUGUUGAGGAGUUCUGGGAGUGGGAGAUUGGCGAUUGGAAAAGGAGUAGAAGUAUGAGGAUAUUAGCAAUUGAUGAUGGAUUUGUCUCCUUUACUGACAUAGAUUUCAGGUUAGGUUCAAAAAGUGUAAUUAUACUAGCUACCUUCCCUCUGGACUCGAGAUUUAUGCAGAGAACAUCUGCUCCUCGUGAUUUCAAAUGUCACGCCAUGGGAGCUUCAACUUUUGACACGGUGAGGGCGCUUGUAUUCUCUCGACAUGAGAUAGUAACUGUCUCAGCAAAGAUAUAUGACUCAAGGCCAGGAAACCUUGAAGUGGUAUUCGACAGCGAAAUGAAAAGAGUGAGUGCCAAUGAUUCUAGAGGAGAUAUGUAUUUAAUUCCAUGGAACUGGAGAGCAUUUGCAGAUCCUUCUCCAGAUCGGUACUGGCUGCAAAUCGAAGCGAUGGAUAUAACAGGUGACAUUAGUGUCAGCCAGUUGAGGCCAUUCUCUGUGAAUGGGUUGUUUGCAGAAGUUAACUGGACAUGGAAGGAAUUUUUCGUGAUGGGCAUCCAGUGGGCGUCGGUAUAUCACCCCGCACUGCAGUGCGUUCUUGCUCUGAUUUUCACACUGCUUCUCGUGCCACGAGCUUCAGUAGUGCUACUUAAGGAUCAACAAUCUGUGUACACAUAUCUGCGUGCGGACGGUGGUCAGUAUACAUCACUGAAGUAUCUACUUGGUGGUUUUAUCUGGCUUUUUGUUGAGCUGUCCAGGAUGGUUCUUGUGUGGUCUUUGCUGUUGGUGUAUAUAAUCUAUCUGUUGGUCUUCCCUUGGUUUUCUGGUCACCCUGUAACAGAGGACAGCAGCCUUGCAUCCAUGACAUUCAGAGGUUGGGCUCUUAAAAGUGGCACGAAAACUUUCCAUGCCGGCACUCCAGACGUCAUGGUCAUCGUUCUACCUCACCUCUGUUUCGUGGUAUUACCGAUGAUUGCGAUUCUCGCCGCGAUGGCUGCCGAGAGGAUCGCAUUCCGAGAACACUACCUCUCACAGUCAGGAAAGAAAAAAGAUGAUCCUCACCAAAAGAGCAGGAGAGAGGUAGGGCGUGAUAGCUUGUGGAGCGGUCGCUGGAUAAGGAAAAUCCUCAUCGCUUUUUGCCUGGUGGUUCUGUGGAAACACUGGAAGCUGUGUAGAGCUCUUAUGAAGGCCUUUGCCAUGGACCCUCUGCUCCAUUCUCCGGUGCUCUUCUACUUCAUACCGGCUCUCAUGGCGUUUGCUGUCUACAGAACCUCGUCCAUUUAGCUGUUUCGGGGCCCUGCUGGGAGCACCGUGCUAUAUUUCGGCGGAGUUGCGAAGGCACUGCAGACGGAGCACCUAGAAGGCUAGAGCUCGUAGCUGAAGAUUUUAUUGGCCGGGUCACUCGUCUAUUACUCUUUUUUUGUUUCUUUUGGAGAGGAGAUCUGUUAGACCAUCUAUCUAACAUGCAUAAAGAUAUUGUCAGCAUUGUACUGGACAUAAUUUAUACAGACUAAACACGUCAUUUCUUCAGAGCGAGGAGUUAA